Ceratotherium simum simum (southern white rhinoceros) is the source of this 1233-nucleotide messenger RNA. The record is from RefSeq and is a predicted model, not a curated record. NCBI's taxonomy places the organism in Eukaryota, Metazoa, Chordata, Mammalia, Perissodactyla, Rhinocerotidae.
GGGCCCAUGGGCUGUCCAGGUGUGCCACAGGAGAGGCAUGCAAGGUGAAGGGCUUAGCCUCUGCCAAGGCCUGGGCCCAGGCUGGAGGGUCAACUGUGAGCCCAGGACUCUCCCUCUUAGCACAUUGUGAGGGAGACCCCCAGCAUCAUUGUGACCCGCUUACCCCCAGUAGCCUCUGGGACAGGCAGGCAGGCCGGUAGAUACUGUGGGCACAGAGGGCUGGGGGCCUAGGGGCCCCGGUGGCCCUAGGGACCCCCAUGGCUAUGGCUGAGUGGCCACAACCCGGGUGGGCUUCGUAUCACAGCCCCAACACCAACAACUGCCAGGACCUGGGCAACUCCUUCCUGUUGCUGCUGGGCCUCAUCAUCUGCAUUAACAUUGGCAUCAAUAUGGUGACACUGCUCUGGUGCAGACUCCGUGGCUUCUUACACCAAGUGUUCCAUAUUGUUUGUGAGAAAGAAGCUUCUAAGUCAUCCUCACCUGGGAAGCAGACCCAGCUCCCGAAGCAGAGCUUCCCUGCAGUCCACCUUCGAUGCACCAUGGACCCUGUGAAAAUGACCGUGACCCCCCCACCCACUCGCCGCUAUCGCCAUCGAGGCUCUUCAGCGUGCCGUGCCCACUGCCCGGUAGCCUGGGCCCCAGACACUGACAAUGACGAGAAGCCCCCACAUCAGCACCCAGCAAUCUGCUCCCACAACUGGGAUCACCCUAAGGACUGGAAAGGCUUCCAACCCACCUGGGGGUUCUGGGCUCCCUGGGCCCAGGACACCGUGGAACCACCUCCCCAGACCAUCCGCUUCCAGCAGACCAUAGAGGAAAGGCCCCUCAAAAGAGAGAUGCGGUCAGAGCUGGGCCUGGAGGCCUACGUGUAUCCUGUGAACCCCCCACCCCCCAGCCCUCAGGCCCCGAGCCACAAGAACAGUGGAGGCAGGGCGGGGGCGGGGGCUGAGGCAGAGCAGGAGCAGUGCUUGCCAGCCCCACCAGCCCCGCCACCCAUCCGAGGCCCAGCGAUCGUCCCAGACAUCCCCCAGCGCCACUCCUCAGGCCGCAUAGUGUAUGAUGCCCGCGAUGUGAGGCGGCGGCUUCGAGAGCUGACCCGAGAAGUGGAGGCCCUGUCCCACUGUUACCCCCUGGCCUCUGGAUCCAGCACUGCUGAGGGGAUGGACAAGGACUGGGUAUACCAUUCCCUGGCAGAGAGGUGACUGGGAAAAGAAUAAAAAGGAGAGAGAAGGU